AUGGCAUCGAAAAAUCAACUACCAGUUAAUGGUGGUGAUUCUGGAACUUUGACUUGGAAUAAAGUCAUGGAUGAUGCUCUUGUUGAUGCUUUUAUGCAUGAAUAUGAAAAAGGUAACAAAGUUAAUGGUACAUUCACUACAUCAGCAUAUGAAAAUAUUGCAGCUGAACUCCGUACAUUGUUUGGAAACAAAGUUGAUAAGGUGAAGAUAAAAAACCGUUGGAAAACUUUGAAGAAAAACUUCACUGAAUAUUAUGACAUUUUUAAAGGUGGUAUGAGUGGAUUUUCUUGGAAUUCAACUACACAAUUAUGGGAUGCCGAGUCAGAAGUUUGGGAUGCUCUAAUUGAGUCAAAACCAAAAGCAUUAAAUUGGAAGAAUGUACCACUUCCAAAUUAUGAGAAAAUGGUGAUACUUUAUGGACCUAACCGAGCUGAUGGAGAGGAAUCUGGAACUUUAAAAGAGACAAGAAAACAAAAGUUAUCGGUCACCAAUGAAGACUUCGUUGAAACUAUCCAAGACAUUGAUGACCAUGUUGUCCGGAAUGAGGUGAAUUUGGAAAGUUUUGAUGCUACUUAUGAUUUUUCUGUACCCGAAACACAAUCCUCAGAUCCUUUAAGUGGUAGUAAAAGGAAGAAAAUGAAAGUGGUUAAAAACAAAGAUACAAACAAUGAUAUUGCUGAACUCCAAGAAUCAUUUGUCUUAGUUGCAAAUGCACUAACAGAAGGAAAUGCUGCAAUACGAGAAGGAAAUGAAAUAAUGAGAGAACGUCAAAAAUAUGAGUUGCCUCCAAUUUCAGGGGAAGAAACAUGGAAUUUAAUAAAAGAGUGUGGAUGUGAUGCAAAGUCAUUGCCUCAAAUAUAUUGCACUGUCAUGAAAGACGCUGACAAACUUAGAAUGAUUCUCCAGUGUCCACUUGAAGCACGCAAAGCAGUGAUAAUGCAAAUGGUAUUUGGUUCAUCGGAUUGA
This is a messenger RNA of Lathyrus sativus (Indian pea), 966 nucleotides long. The record is from the annotation of a GenBank genome assembly. NCBI's taxonomy places the organism in Eukaryota, Viridiplantae, Streptophyta, Magnoliopsida, Fabales, Fabaceae.